AUGAGACCGGGAGACCGGGCGAUGCGGGGCUUCGCGUUGGGCUUUGCGUUGCUUCAGCUCACGGACUCGGACUGCGGAACGCUCUUCAAGGACUUCGGUCCACCGUGCUUGGUGGGCUUGCCUGCGACCUGGCGCCCGGGAAAGCAUGAGAAUGUCAAGGAUCACAUGAGAUCCACCCGAAACGCGCUUCGCUGCUGCCUGGAGCUCCCCGUCCUCGGCCGCGCCUGGGAGCUGGGCUUUGCCAUGUCCCACCUGCUGCGCCGCGUCGACGAGCCGAACGCGUCGGCAAGUGGACCGACGGCGCGGAGUGCCGCGGCGGUCUUUGGGCUCUUCUGUGGGCCGAAGGCCUGUGGCCCCAGCGAGAUCGGUCCAGUGGCCUUGACACACUUCCUGGCCGAACAGAUGCAGGUCUCGGCCACGGCGAUGCCGCCGCUCCCAGGACAUGAGAUUGCCGUGACCGAACUCGUCGACUGGUCUUCGAUCCCUUUGCACUUCGUGAUCGCCGGAGCGGAGCGCUGUGCCACGAGCUCGUUGCACUACAACCUCUAUCAUCACCCAGAGAUUGACUUCACACUUGGUCCGACUGCGGAGGACUACAGUAUCUUCAUGCAGGGGCAGCGAAACAAGUUGGUCCCAACCCGUGCGCAAGUGGAAAAUCACGUGGCACAACGAUCCACGAAGAAUCAGCAACCAUCCAUGGGCGCCAGCAUCAUGGGCCUGAAAAACCCAGUGAUUGUGACUUAUCCACUCUCCUACCAUGCCAUCGCGGAAAUGAGAUCGACCAAGAUGAUCUUGGUGCUUUGUGAUCCCUUGCGACGCCUGGAGAAGCUCUUCAUGUUUUGGCAGUUCUGUCACCACGACCUGCAGGACGCUUGGCGCCGGGGGGACGCUGCGCGGCCGAAGCAAGAAAGGUGCUAUAGCAGCAUCGGUGCCUUGCUCACAUGGGAACUACAGCCGUGGCUGAGAGCACAGUUCUUGGCUCCCCACUUGAAGGUGAUCCUGGAGAUUUUCUCCACGCGACGCUUGCUGAUUCUUCACCAAGCCUCGCUGCGGCGAACACCGCGAGAGACCUACGACCACGCGGCACGCUGGCUGGGAGCGCGCAGCGGCUUCAGCGCCGCGUACCGCUUCCGGCGCAGGCAAUAUCGCUUGGGCCACCGCACUGACUUGUGCCACAACGUUUCGCUUCAAGAAGCACUGAAGCGGCGCCUGGUGUUGGAGUACGGAACCUUCCUUUGGGCGAUCUCCCUGCAGGCGGGCGCUGGCUUCCCGCAGCGCGAGGCGCAGGCGGAGCUUGAGGAGCACAGGUCCAGGUGCGAUGAUCCAGAGGAGCUGGUGCCUGGAGAGUGUGGACUUUAUGACGAAGAUGACACUGGCUGCCCGCAGCGCGAGGGCUGA
Molecule: messenger RNA, 1398 nt
Organism: Durusdinium trenchii
Lineage: Eukaryota; Dinophyceae; Suessiales; Symbiodiniaceae
Source: the annotation of a GenBank genome assembly